Candidula unifasciata is the source of this 396-nucleotide messenger RNA. The record is from the annotation of a GenBank genome assembly. NCBI's taxonomy places the organism in Eukaryota, Metazoa, Mollusca, Gastropoda, Stylommatophora, Geomitridae.
AUGAAGCAACUGAGACAAGUCACACAUUCUCUGGUAAACAACAACUGUAGUCCAAGGUGCCCGCCCGUGUUUCACCCUGUCUGCCCGUCACCUGACCACUCUACCGAACAUUACCAGUUUCGGUAUGAUGACGGCUACUCGUCACAGAUUGGGGCUGUUCGAUUACCGCUGAUUUUGGGACAGCCAAGCAGAGACGGGGAGUUCGUGUUUCGACACCCGCCAAGUCCGCUAGAGAAACCCUUGAGGAUACUACCAGCGAGUCCUGUGCCAUGGUGGCCACCUGUCUGUGUAAAGACAGAUUAUGUCGUUCAGCAGGCUGCUCCACCACGUUACUGUAGGAUUAAAGUGGACGACCCAAGAUGUCUUCCCAAUGAAACAAUAAUCAAGCACUUCUAA